AUGGACGGAGGCGAGAUAAUGAUAUCCCUGGAUCUGGAGCAGCCGCAGCAGAAGCAGCAGCGAACCGGCAAUCCUGUGGCCGCUGAUCGGAGUGUCAGCGAGACGCGUUACUACUCUGACGAUGGGACAAUUACCUUCGACAUUUGCGACAAGGAGGAAGGGCGGUUGCUGCUCGCAGGGGCGUGCGACAGUCGCGAGGAUGGCGGCGCAUCGAUGCGACGAUCGGCGGCAGAAGCGACGGCCACGGGUGAUGGCCACGGCACCAGCAGCGGUGCUGCUUCUGCUGCUGGUUGUGGUGCUGCUGAUGAUUUCGGGGAGGUGGAAGAAGGCGAGGGGGACGAUGGAGAGCCGAGCCUAUGGUCGGCAUUGGCGUUUGCAUGGGUGAGUCCGAUAGUGCGCAUGGGCGCGCGCAGAGCGCUACAGCUGGCGGACCUACCCCCGCCCCCCCGCACCUGUCGCGCGGAAUGGCUGGACGCGCAAACGGCGCGCUUGCAAGGGGAGGGGCGGAAGGAGGAGGAGCUUUGGGAAGGGGGGCAGGCGGAAAAGCGGGGGGAAAGGAGAAGCGGUCAGUCCGUGGUGUCGUGCGGAUGGCGGGAUGAUUGCCCCGAGGGUGCGGUGGCCCGCGCUGGUGGGAUGGAUGGUGCGAUAGCCUACCUUGAAGCGUGUGGUGGCAGCAGCAGCAGCAGCAGCAGCAGCAGUGUGGCAGGGCAACCCGCACCCACAGAGGGUUACCUCACUGCAGCAGGGCUGGGCGCAGUGGCGGUGGUGAUGGCCGUGGUGAGCCAGCAAUUGAGCUACCGAUCGUAUGUUGUCUCCACCAACACACACACCGCUGCCAUCAGUGCAGUGCACCGUCACCUCCUCUCCCUCACCGCCAGCGCGCUGAGCCACGUCAGCAGCGGGCACUGCAUCAAUCUGCUGUCCAAUGACGUGCGCCGAUUGGAAGACCUGGUGUUUUUUGGCAACGCGCUCUGGGUGGCCCCGAUUGAGCUUGCGAUGGUCACGUGGCUGAUAGCGAGGGAGAUCGGAUGGGUGCCCACCAUCGCUGGCAUUGCCACGCAACUGCUGUUGCUUCCACUACAGAGCACCGCUGCCAUCAAGGCCGUGACGGAUGCCCUUUACUUCUCCUUCACCUCCGUGGUCGCCCUCGUCACCUUCGCCACCUUCACGUGCCUCGCAGGGCACCUCACUGCCUCCUCCGUGUUCUACGUGCUCACGCUGCUCGAGUUACCGCGAUACACCAUGGGGUGGAAGGUGGCCCAUGGCAUUCAGAAUAUCGCCGAGGCAUCUGUCAGCUUCAAGCGACUGUCGCACUUCCUGCAGACCAAACCCCACGGAGCCACGCACAAGGGAGCCCCUUCUCAGAACGGAUAUGCAGCACUGCUCCCAGAAGCGCGCCACUAUGCCCUUGAGGCGAUUUUUGAGUCCACUCAAGGAGCGAAUUCACAGAAUGGUUCUGCAUUGCUCCCAGAGGAGCGCCGCUUCGCCAGUGACACCCAAACCACCACCACCAAGCCUCUCAAAUCCACAGCUACUGCUCUCACAGCACCGAGUCUCCAGUCCCCGCCAUCGUUGGAGCUCGCCUCACUGCCCUGCCACAGCCUCUCCUCCUCCUCUGCUCCCACACGCCUUCCUUCCACCCCCCGUGCUGCCUUGGUGCUUGAAGGGGCUUCUUUUUCUUGGGGAGAAGCAGUGGGAGAAGCUCGGUGCGAGGGGGAGAUGGAGGACGAAGAGAAAGGAGAAGGAUUGAGCAGAAGGAGGGAGAGCCAUGCACUUCAAGUGGCAUCGGCAGGGCAUGUAUUUGAUCUCUCUGAGACUCCCUCCACGGGCUAUGGCUGCACGGACGAUGGGUGCAGGGGCUAUGGCACAGGUUAUGGCACGGGCUACAACAGAAGCAGCUGCAGCGUCGCACACGUCCCCUCAGCUUUCCGCAUGUGUUUCCCGCAGCGGUUCAUGGGCUCUCAUGCUGCUGGUCUUUCCCCUGCUGCAGCUUCUGCUUCUUCUUCUGCUGCUGAUGCUGCUGCUGUGAGUGCGCCUGUGACUGCACAGGGGGGCCAAGAGCGGCAGAAGGAGAUGGGCUGGCGGGACGAUGCACCGAGCGGGCGGGUGGAGGGAGUGAGCGUGAGGCUGGGAGAGGCGGAGCUGCUGGGAGUGACUGGCAAGAAUCAAGCUGCCAUCGUGCGAUUCUCCUUUCCUCCCUCCCUUGCUACCACGCAGACGGGCAGUGGCAAGUCGUUGCUGCUGCUGGGUAUUCUGGGGGAAGUGCCUCUCUCAUCCGGCGCCAUGCACCGCUCCGUGCCCUCCCUCGCCUAUGCAUCGCAACAGGUCUGCCUCCCACUCGCCUCUCUCUCACCCUUCCCGGUCGUCUCUAUCUCAUGCUUUGACACUCGUCUCUCUCCCACCCUUCCCACUCGCCUAUCUCCCACCCUUCCCACUCGCCUCUCUCCCACCCUUCCCACUCGCCUCUCCCUCUCCCUUUGCCACUCGCCUCUCACCCUUUGCGCUUCCCCAUUCCACCAGCCACUCCUCAUCGAAGGGACGGUGCGAGACAACAUCCUAUUCGGCACACCGCUAGACGAGGCACUGUACGCCAAGGUACUACAAUGCAUCCCAAGGAACGUCUACCCUGAUUCUGUCUCGCCUUUGAACGUCUCCCAAUGCCCCCCUCUGCCGUCCAUCUUCCCCGUUGACCCCCUCCUCCUCGCUGCCCUCUCCCCCCCCGCGUCUCUCAUUCCCUCUCCACUCAAGGUGUUGGACGCCUGUGCUCUGCACUCGGACUUGGCUCUGUGGCCAUGUGGUGAUGCCUCAUUGGUGGAGGAGGGCGGCGGCAACCUCAGUGGCGGGCAGAGGGCGCGCGUUUCGCUUGCCCGGGCGGCGUAUGCUGCACUUCACUGCAAGAUGACUGCUGAGUCGGCGUAUGCCACCCUGCACUGCUGCUCUGCCACACCACAGUUGCACGCUGAUAAUAAUGGUGGCUGCGACAAUCGCCAUAGCAACAGUAGAGACAAUCGCAGUAACAAUAGCAGCAGCAGCAGCAGCAGCAGCAGCAGCAGCAGCAGCAGCAGCAGCAGCAGCAGCAGCAGCAGCAGCAGCAGCAGCAGGGGUGCUCCCCCACCCGUGCUGGUCCUCCUAGACGACCCUCUUGCCGCGUUGGAUCCAGCCAUUGCCAGCCACGUGUUUCAGCAGUGCGUGUGUGGGCUGCUGGCAGGGUUGCCCAGGAUUGUCGUCACUCACCAAGCGCAGUACCUUGGAAGCUGCGACAGAGUGUUGCUGCUGGAUGACGAUACAGCAGCGGCGUGUGGUGCGUGGAGUGACCUCUGCGCCCUGCCCUCUGCUCAACAACACUGGGGAAAUCACCCUCCGGGCCCGGAUUUUUCGGACGUUUCUGAUGAUUCCGGCACUUGCAGUGACAGUGCUUCGGGAGAAGCAGCAGCAGCAGCAGCAUCAGCAGCAGUGGAGCUGAGAGGCGGGGAGGAGGGAGUGCUGGAGGCGAGUGGCUCCACAGAGGGCGAUGAGCAAGGCCUGCUGGACGUGGAGGGAUGGCAGCAUGGUGCCAUCCCUAUGUCGGUGUUUUGGGGCUACGCCAGACAGAUGGGCGUGCUGCCCCUGCUGCUCAUCGCAGCUCUCUUCCUCGCCGCACACGUCUCAAACUGCCUCGCAAGCUGGUUCCUGGGCGUGUGGACGGACACGCCCCACACCAUACACCACCCGCUUCUCACCCUCACGGCCAUCGCCCUCUCCUGUGUGGCCCUCUCUCUCCUCGCCUCGCUGCUCUUCCACCGCGCUGCUCUGCGCGCCUCCUCCUGCCUUCACUCACGCAUGCUGGCCUCCGUGCUCGCCUCGCCGCUCGCCUUCUUCCACCGCAACCCCACCGGGCGCGUGCUGAACCGGUUCAGUGAGGACCUCGGGGUGACGGACGACGUGCUGCCAGAAAUGCUGCUGGGAUUCGUCAAUGUGAGUGGGAGUAUGGUAGGGAUGGGGUGA
Closterium sp. Naga37s-1 is the source of this 3984-nucleotide messenger RNA. The record is from the annotation of a GenBank genome assembly. Lineage: Eukaryota; Viridiplantae; Streptophyta; Zygnematophyceae; Desmidiales; Closteriaceae.